This is a messenger RNA of Plodia interpunctella (Indianmeal moth), 1590 nucleotides long. RefSeq lists its product as uncharacterized. The record is from RefSeq and is a predicted model, not a curated record. The transcript has 6 exons. Gene Ontology annotation, molecular function: odorant binding; olfactory receptor activity. Gene Ontology annotation, cellular component: plasma membrane. The coding region runs from base 403 to 1494 and encodes 363 amino acids. Gene Ontology annotation, biological process: detection of chemical stimulus involved in sensory perception of smell; sensory perception of smell. Lineage: Eukaryota; Metazoa; Arthropoda; Insecta; Lepidoptera; Pyralidae.
UCGGACUGCGAUCCUAUUUUCUGUGUGUUUUAUGUGGUAGUCUAUAAAACUACUAAGUAUAAUAAUGUUACAUGUGUCAGAUUGGUAUACAAAGUGACGUCAAAGAUUAGAACCUAGAAUCUUUCCGCAGUCUUAAAUCUGCUAUUUAUAAGUAGUAACUAGGUAGCAGUAAUAUACUAUACUACUACUAACACCCAAGUUUAAACAUAGUAUGUUUUUCAAAUAUCCAGACCACAAAUAGAGGGUGAAAGUUUUUACCUAUCCUAUUAUUAUGAAGAGCCAUCUUUUCAGGACAAUAGAAAAGAAACAAUAUUCAACGAAUGUUUGGGAAGCUUGAUAAUUAGGAUUAUAAAAACCAUAGGGAUAAACCUGGAAUGUAAUCAUGUAGCAUGGUGGGCCAAUAUGGCUACAGUGGCUUUCGUGGUCUGUUUCUUCCUGCAAACCAUAGAGUUAGUGACUGCGGAAAAUAGUGCGCGACUGUUCGAAUGCUUCAGCAUUCUUAGCUUCUGCUCCAUGGGGAUGCUAAAACUAUAUUUCUUGCGGAUUUACCGAAAAAUAUGGCUGCAUAUGUUAGCUCAAAUGAGAAAAUUAGAAAAACAUGUUGGUCACAACGAAAUGCCUGAAGAAGAGUACGAGUCGGACGAUGAUACUCUUGAUUUGACAGUUUUUGUUAAAAAUUAUACACAACAAUUUGAAUCCACAUCGACCUUACUAUCGAAAAUUUACAGGUCGACGGUAACAGGUUUCAUAACAUCUGUUUUUGUUGAGCAUGCACUUCUCAAAGGAACUGAUGGAUGGCAUAUUUUGCCUUGUUGGAGUGGCUUCGAUCAUGUUCACGUAGCCAUUUAUAUGGCAACAAUUUUAAUGGAAUUUAUUGCUUCUAUUUACUGUGUGUCUGUGCAUCUAGCCUUUGACCGAUCUGCAGCUGGAGUGAUGAUCUUUGUGAAAGGCCAGUUUCUCUUACUACGCCGAUAUUGUGAGAAUAUUGCGGGUAAGGGGAGAAAAUGUAAUAUUAGCAAUAAUAGAGACAGGCGAGCUUUGUAUCGCAUUAAAUAUUGUCAUCAAAGAACAUUAAUUCUAAACGACAUUGUCGAAAAAUUGGGAAAAUUACUAAAAAAUGUUAUGGGGAUAUAUUAUAUACAAGUCACUUUAACUAUGUGCUCAGUAGCAAUACGUUUGAAAAUGGAGGUGCUCAGCCUCACCGAACUGUUUUCCCUCGUGCAAUACUUAGGAGCAACGCUUACUCAGCUGUUUCUGUUUUGCUACUUCGGAAGUGCUGUUAGUGAUGCGAGUACAAUAUCACUAGGCCAGGGUCCCACGGGUUCAUCAUACUGGUGUAUCAGCCCACGGGUCCGUUGUCACCUGGCUCUGCUGGCCAUUGGCACAGCUCAGCCUCGACGUCUGCGAGCUGGCCCUUUCUACUUUCUGGAUCUCACAUCGUUCACUAUGAUUGUACGAGCUGCUUACAGUUGUUAUGCCUGUUUAGGCAAGUGAAGUUUUAGUUAACUUUUUAAAUUUAAAUUAAACUUCAGUAGACUUUUACAAAUUAUUUAUCACAUGCUUAAAACUUCAAUUUGGAAACAUUCAAAU